Angiostrongylus costaricensis is the source of this 753-nucleotide messenger RNA. NCBI's taxonomy places the organism in Eukaryota, Metazoa, Nematoda, Chromadorea, Rhabditida, Metastrongylidae. The record is from the annotation of a GenBank genome assembly.
AUGGAACUAAAAGUAAAUGUGGAUGGUGUUGAACGCAGUAUUUCUGGUGUUUCAAACGAAACCACCUGUGCGCAAAUCAUCUACGCUCUCGCUCAUGCAACCAGCCAAAAAGGACGAUUUGUUAUGAUUGAGAAGUUCAAAAAAAAGGAACGUCGGCUUUCACCAGUCGACAAGCCUAUGGAAUUGCUGGAAAAGUUUCGGGAGCACAGGUCGAAUGUGUCAUUCGUGUUGAAGAAGGUCGAUGAAAAAGGUGAGUGUAAUAUGUUUUCAGUGUCAGUUAUCAAUGGCAUCUGUCGCGAGAUAAUGGGCCCUUUGAAAUCUACAGAUUACAACGCUGUUAUGGAGCAAAAAUUCUCCUCGAUUGGUCGUGGUGCAAUUAUUAACUCGACGUUGCCGGCUUUUGAAGAUGAGGACAAUUCAAUUGCCAGAAUGUCAUUGAGUCAUAACGAUUUGCGUAUUCUGAUAGAGAAGCAACGGUCAAAUCUUCGAAAUAUUUUGACGCCAAUCAAAGAAUCGGAUUGGCCACAGCAGUAUCAGAAGCAGUUGAAGAAGUCACAUAAAUUACGUGCUGCUAUUGAAGCAACGAAAGAGGCGAUUAAUAAAACGACGAGUGAUGUUGAAAAGGUGCUGUGUGAAGAGGUAGAACUUCAAAAGAAACUUUCUGAGUUGAAUGAGUCACCAUCAACACCUCCACGAGCGGCUGCUACUUUACCAAUCAGCUCAUCGACUUCUUCGACAUUGAAGGCAUGUUAA